Messenger RNA from Pelmatolapia mariae (spotted tilapia), 903 nucleotides. It is a transcript of the gene ppdpfb, whose product is annotated as pancreatic progenitor cell differentiation and proliferation factor b. Bases 212 to 553 code for a protein of 113 amino acids. Lineage: Eukaryota; Metazoa; Chordata; Actinopteri; Cichliformes; Cichlidae. The transcript has 5 exons. The record is from RefSeq and is a predicted model, not a curated record. Gene Ontology annotation, biological process: multicellular organism development; cell differentiation.
AGUUCCGCCGCAUACCACAGCAUCGUCGAAACUCGCUCGGACCUUGGAGGGUCACAUUUACCCAAAACUUCUUUUCAAAUGGGCCCCGUCGCCUAGCGUUCACUCCCCCAGCCUCGCCGACUGAUCGAAGUGAGUGCUCCCGAACAUCAAACACGUCUGGGUCCGCACAAGGGUUCCAUCAGCACAGUGUACAGCGACCAACGGCCCAACAAUGGCAGCUAUCCCAGCAGGGGGGUCUCUCGUGGCGACCACUGACUACUACCGAAGGCGCAUCGGCUCUACGUCCAGCAGCAGCUCGUGUGGCAGUUCGGAGUACAGCGGCGAGGUCAUCCCUCACCAUCCAGGACUGCCCAAGCAGGACUCCGGCCACUGGUGGUCCAGCUUCUUCUUCGGGAAGCAGCCGGGGAUGACCCCACUGACUGAGGAGGCACAGCACAAGGCGGGGGUCUCUGGUGUGGUGACGAACGGUCAGAUCACCUGCGUCGCCCGGGAGAUGGUGAUGCAGCGGCAGGCGAGCGAGAGCAGCGACGCGGGAAGCCCCACCUCCUCGUGAUCCCGCGGUCUCUCUCGGUCCACGCCACCACACCUGAUUGGGGGGAAUCGAACCAUCAGCCAACGCUAGGUGACGGGAGGAAGUCCCGUUUACAGCCUUAGUUUCUUUUUCUUUUUUCCUUUUGUACGUGUCGUAGUGUGGCUGCGUCUUCUGUUCCUGUAACCUCACUUUUUAAAUUAAUGACCAAAAAUAAAGUUAAAAAAAAUAAAAAGAAGCAGCCGAUAAGCUCUGUUUGUUUUUAACAUUUGUAAUGUGUGUUUGUAUUCAGCCUGAAGGUGGCGCUGCCACAGGCUUUUCUUAACCUUUCUCACUUUGUCACUGCAAACGAAAUAAAGUCGAGUGCAUCCCGA